AUGGCAAAUUACUGGGCUAAAAGGCGUAAAGUUAGCAAACUUGUGAGAGAAACGGUGGAGGAUAUCCUUAUUGAUUAUGAUGUAGCUGCUGCUAAUUCUAAUUUAACCGUCAAUUCCAAUGCAAAUCUUCACUGUUUGAGGAGCACGAAUCCUGUGACUGUCCCAACCUCUUCCGCGUGCCUGCUAGAUGUACCAACUACAUCAGAUUUGCCACAAAACAGACCGAAAAUUAAUGAUCAGAGUGAAAACAUCAACUCCAAAACCUCAAAGGUCUCACCAAAUGUUCAGUUCGAAAGCAAAGCUGAGGAUGACAAUUUGAAUAUGAAAAUGACAUUGGCUCAGACAGUGAGGAGAAUAGUGAAGAAUUACUCAUGA
Molecule: messenger RNA, 375 nt
Organism: Xyrichtys novacula (pearly razorfish)
Lineage: Eukaryota; Metazoa; Chordata; Actinopteri; Labriformes; Labridae
Source: the annotation of a GenBank genome assembly